Molecule: messenger RNA, 7024 nt
Organism: Girardinichthys multiradiatus
Lineage: Eukaryota; Metazoa; Chordata; Actinopteri; Cyprinodontiformes; Goodeidae
Gene: stat6
Product: signal transducer and activator of transcription 6, interleukin-4 induced
Exons: 22
Coding region: 533-2812 (759 amino acids)
Biological process (GO): regulation of cell population proliferation; defense response; regulation of transcription by RNA polymerase II
Molecular function (GO): DNA-binding transcription factor activity, RNA polymerase II-specific; RNA polymerase II cis-regulatory region sequence-specific DNA binding
Source: RefSeq, a predicted model, not a curated record
AUUCAUGGUGCGCUUUAUGUCCUGUUUACAUUCUAGGCGUCGUUUGUUCUGGAGAGCUCAGGUGGAAAACAGAGCACAGACCAAGCAGAACUUUAUGAUCCCAACUAUGAUUCAUCAUGUAGCACCACAGUGGACUUGAUGUGAUGUUUCUAAAGACAAGACGUUCAUGUGAAGACCUGCCUUGAACGUGAAGGCAGGAAAUAACGCGCGCAGCCCCGCUUAAUGGCACAUUGUGCGCAACAGGGAAGUGAACCUUGGCUGCUUUUCAACGAGGCAGAAAGUUCUCCGCCCUGACGCCUAAAGUUUACUUUUCUCUGCGUCAUAUAUAAGGGGAGAAGAAAACCAAACGACGGUAAUUUUUCCAGCAUUGUGGAUAAACGACGUCAGCUCUAAAAGCCAGUUCUUGACGCAGUACUUCAGUGGGAUGGUCGAGCUCUAGGAGAACUUAUGAGCUGGGACAGAAGGAAGAGGCGACGGCCAUUAUAACUGUCCGUGUUUUGAAACCUAACUGUUACAGAAGAACAGCCUAAUUAUGGCCCAGUGGAGGGAAAUGACCUUUCUUCUGAAUAUCAUGGAUGAUCAGACAAUCAGCAGCCUCUAUCCCGCAGCCACCUUCCCAAUUGAAUUUAGACAUUAUCUUGCUAGUUGGAUUGAAGAACAGAGAUGGGAAGAUUUUUCCCUGGAAAACACCGAGCAAGAGGUCCCGGCACAGACUCUUUUAAAUCAGAGCAUCCAUCUUUUGCAAACAGUUGCUCAAGGAAAUGUAAACAAUGUAGUGGAAAGGAUGAAGCUGCUGCAGCUGAGCAAGAACUUGUUGAAUAGUCAGCAACCUCUGGAAUUUGCUGUGAUGGUCAAAGACGUUCUCAGAAAGGAGAAAAUUAUAAUUUCAGAGAAGAACAAGUUGGAGACGAUGCAGCAUAAGGUAAUGUCUGACGAAGAGGAUAUUAAAAAACUGACGAAGAAAGUGGCUUUGAUCAUGGAAUACAGAAAAAGGAUGCACCAGCUGGAAGAAGAAUUCAACUGGGAGAAGCAAAACUAUGAAUGUAUGCAAGCCAUCUAUCAGCAGAAUCCAUCGGAAAUGAAAGAUAGAGAAAUGAAGGCGGUCAUGAACAAAAUCAAGGCGCAUGAGUUUGAGCGACAUAGAUUAUCCAUGGAGCGUAAGCACCUGCUGCGUGACUCUGUGGAACAUCUGAAAAAGUCACAGGAUAAUUUCCUCAGCGCACUGAAUGCAUGGAGGUGGGAGCAGCACAAAUCCAUUAUAGGAUAUCCUUUUAGUGAUGACCUCAACCCUCUGCAAUCCUGGUCUGAGCAGCUGCUUGUGGUGAACAGUAGCCUUAGACAGGAGUUGAUGCUGGUUCAUGAACCCCUCUCAGACAUUGAUGAAGGGCUGAAGGCGCUUCUCAAGGUUCUGAUUGAAAGCUCUUUUGUUGUGGAAUUACAGCCCCCUCAGGUCAUUAAAACACAGUCAAAGUUCUCAGCAACUGUGAGAUAUCUGCUGGGGGAAACACUAAUACCUGGAAAGCCUGUGACAGUGAAGGCACAAAUUAUUAAUGAACUCCAGGCCAGAAGCAUGGGCGCUGCAUUGGGUGAAAAUGUCGGAGAACUCAUCAACAAUUCAGCUGUCAUGGAUAAAAACACAGCCACCAAGAUCACACAUGCCACCUUCAGAAACAUGUCCAUUAAGAAAAUCAAGCGAGCAGACAGAAAGGGAGCUGAAUCUGUGACAGAGGAGAAGUUCGCUCUCAUGUUCUCCACAGACAUCUCCAUCACAGGUUGUGACACUCCUUUCAGGAUACAGAUGAUCUCUCAGCCUGUGGUCAUCAUUGUUCACGGCAGUCAGGACAACAACGCAGUAGCCACCAUCAUAUGGGACUGUGCAUUUGCUGAACCAGACCGGGUGCCCUUCGUCGUUCCAGACCGUGUACUUUGGCAGAUGAUGGUUGAAACUCUGAAUGUUAAAUUUCGCUCAGAGGUCCAGACAAAUCAUGAACUUGAUGCUUACAACAAGCACUUCUUGGCCCAGAAGAUUUUCGACAUGCCUGGCUAUUCGGAUGACUUCAGCCAGAUGAUGGUUACUUGGUGCCAAUUUAAUAAAGAGGUCCUCAUGGGUCGAAGUUUCACUUUCUGGCAGUGGUUUGAUGGAGCAAUGGAUCUGACCAAGAAACAUCUGAGACCCUACUGGAGUGACGGGCUUAUAUUUGGUUUCAUUGGGAAGCAACACGUGCACCUGAUUCUGAAACAGAGUCCCUCUGGGACUUUUUUACUUCGCUUUAGUGACUCGGAGAUUGGAGGCAUCACCAUCGCUUACGUGGCUUAUGAGAACGGGAUGCCGGUGAUCCAGAACAUCCAGCCUUUCAAUAAGAAAGAUCUUGAGAUACGCUGCCUGGGAGACCGCAUUCGGGACAUUGACGAGAUAUUGUACCUGUAUCCUAACUUGCCAAAACACGAUGCUUUCAAAAAGUACUACUCAGGGCGUCAACAGCCAACCAGUUCGGGCUACAUUCCUGUGACUCUGCAAACUAAAGUUGGCUCUGAACCCAGCGUCCUAAAUGUCGAUGGCAACACCUUCCCAACUUCACUUUCACCUGAUAAUUUGCCAGACUUGAAUAGCCUCCCGAUUGUCCCAUCAGAUAUAUCAGACAUGGACAAUGACAGCAUGGAUCAAUUCCAGGAGGCACUGGGGGCGUUACAGAUUCCUGACAAUGAAGAGUCCAGCAACCCUCCUGUCUUCCCUCUACACAAUACGCAAGAUGGCCCCAUGGAGUAUGACUUUUUUUACCCUGAUUUGUUAGAAAAAUCUUCUGCAUGCUGAUUUUGGAGAUCAAGGCAGACAGAAAGUCAAGACUGAAGACGAAUUCAUCUAAUAUAAUUACACGUGCUUGUGGUAUUUUCUACAUCAGGAUCUAGCGUUUGAUCUGAUUGUAAAUAGAAGCUUUUUAGAGUCCAAUUUUUUUUAAUCUCUGGUAAAGAUUGGUCAAAUGUGUUCAUAGCCACCAAAGCUAAAGUCUGUGAUGGGGGUGGCCAUUUUUAAACAAGCAGGAGUAACUAUAAGUUCAAGAUUGCAGCAGCACCAGUCUAAAGUGUCCAAUAGCAGGAUUCAUAGGAAUAAUCCACUUUCAUCCCUUCCCUAUACCACCUAGCACUACUGCACCUUUGUGUCAAGGGUUAUAGUUUUCCUAAAUCUUUUUGUGAUGCAAGGGGAGGUGAUAAGUCUUUGAGCUGUUUAGUCCAACAAAUUACUUUGAAUAACACAUUAUUGUCAUAAAUGUUAUUAUAGACAACAAACUUAAAAGUGAUAAACCAAAAGGUUUUUUAAUUAUUCUGGAAAAAUAAUAAAAUUUAAAUUCUUUAAAUUGCUUGAACCCUGUGCGAAUAAAUGGCUGGAUAAUUGUUAGCUGCUAAUGAGGAUAGGGUUAGCAUCUGGUUCCGAGCUAUCUACUGGGUAUAAAAAAUGGCUAUUUCAGGGUUUUUAAAUAGCCUGUAGAGCAUUUGAUAAUCUCUGGUUCAAAAUCUAAAAUUCUUAGACCGAUCAAACACUGUACCGCAUCUGGCUAACUGUUAGAUGCCAGUGCCGGUAUAGCUAACAUAAUUUUCUGAACUUCGUAUCAGCAAUGAAUUCAAAAGCUAUUGCCCAUUUAUAUUGACUGUAUUAGACUACUUCUGGUUCAAAAUCUUGAAUAUUUAAACUGAUCUGACAUUGUGUUAAUACCACAAUUCGCUAACUAUAAGCAGUAAUACCGCUAAAGUUAGAAUCUUAAACAAAAGGGCUUUUUCACCGCCUUUAAGUACUGCAUUUGAUCAUCCCUGGUUCAAAAUAUAAAAUACUUAGAUUGACUAAUCCUGAACUGGAUUAUUCCACACUUGAUUGAGAUUCUUUUAAAACAGUUUUAGAAUAAUAAUACUUUUAUUCUAUUGGUAAAAACAUGAAAGGGGGCAGUUUUAGUUGGUGCCUUUUUGGUAUUAGGACCACCUUAGAAUGAGUAAAACAUAAAAACCUUAAUGUAUGUAUGUUAAUGUAUGCACAGAUAAUGAUAUGUUAACAAUAUAGGAAUUGUUAGAUUUUCCCCAAUGUUUUCUAAAAUCACAUCUCGUUUCGGUCUUGUGAAGGAGCUGGAUGUAUCACCCCAUUCCAACUUAAAUGUAACACCUCAAGAAUAUAAUUUAUUUUUGGCAACCAUUGUAAUGUCUACUUUAAUGUUAUCCCGUGAAAUAUGUGGGUAACAUGGAUUCCCUAAUCAGCACUAAAAACUGUGGUAUGCUUGAUAACUAUUUACAUGGCAUAUUGGAGCUCCGUACUUACUUUUGGGGUAAAAUUUUGAAGUUAAUUUCACACCUGCAUUAACUUAUGGACUCCCACUGACAUGUGAGAGGAGAGGGUAUAAAAUAGGCCCUGAAUGUAAAGUAAAAAUUAAAUGUAUGAAUGUUGAAAGAACAAAUGUUGAUGGAUGCUUUUUACUAGUGCUGUUGCUUUGUUUAAUUUAAAUUAAUGAUUCACGUGACAUCCCCUUUUCCUUUCUGCCAUUCAUCUGAGGGACCCAACAUGAUCAGGUUAUGGUAUUUGAAUUCUUUAAAUCAGAAACACUUUUUUCUUGUAAUUUCUUUUUUACACUUCAUUUGAAGUGCACUUUGGUGCACUUCUUUGAAAAGCUUGUCUCUACAACAUGAUUUGUUGAUCUGUUCACACUUAAUUAUUUUGCUUGCUUUGCAUGUAUUGAGCUAAAUAAGUGAAUUACUGUACAGCAGCAGGUUCCAUAAGCUGUAAUGUACCUGAACCUACUGGAUGUUCUUAUUUCCUUGUAGUCUUGCUUCUUGUUUAGUUAUGUUUGGGCUGAUUUAAUUGAAAUUGUAUUUUACUGUUGUAUAAUCUAUCCUUACUAACAAAACAUAUAGCCAUACAAUAAUACCCAAUAUGUAUGAUGAAUAGUCAGCUGGGGAUCAGGUCGAGUUAAUGUUCUUUGUUAAAGCUGGGUUUAGUCACACAGGAAACAAAAGUUUUUUUGUCACUUGAGACUGCAGUACUAUACCAUGAUGAUGGACAGUCAUAACAUAUGGCAGAUGCAGUUAAGGUGGUGGGCAAGGCUUUAGCUAUAAACAUGUUUUUUUUUUAAACAAUAUUUGUAUCAAGUACUAGUUGCCAGUAUUUUCAGAAAGCUUUCGUAAACACAUUGUUACAGUACAUACUUACAUACAUACAUUUUUCUCACAUUACUGGCCUAAUGUACACACCGGACAGAUUAUCAGCUCAUCACAAAGACACACAAAAACUACCCCCACAUGAGAGUUAACAUGUUAGGCCAACGACAGUGAAAACCACCACAUGCUAUGAAUGUUCUAAAAGGUGUUGCUGUUUUGUAAAUAUAUUACUGCAAAUUUAACUAUUUCACACUUUUCUGUACUAUAUGUGAUGUGCUUUUAAACAUGUAAGCUGGAUUAAAUGAAGUGUAGCAAAAAUUCCAACUAAAGUUAUAGCACAGAAUUUUUAAAAGUUCUGUUGAGAUUGUAUGUACUUAUUAACUUAACCAGAGUAGAUAAUAACUAGUAGUAGUAGUCUAUUAACGUCUUCUUUUUGUAAACAUACAGAUUAGUUUUUCCUCGAGACUGAAGCUAACUGCUAGUCCUAGAUGUCUACAGUCUGAAAAUAACUCAUAUAUUAAAAAUGUUUUAUAUGUUUAUGUACAAAGAAGGCCAGGUGGACCCCAGUUUGUAACAAUGACCCUCUACAUGCAAAAUGGAUGCUACCAUUUUUGCCCCUUUAUCAAUUCUCACUUGUGGAGUUAAUUUAAUACUUGACAUUCUGGGUAGUCAGUUUCCAACUACCUUAGGGACAUUUUAACAAAUAAAUAUUCAAAGUAAUUUUUAUAAUCUUCUCCAUUUAUUAUAAGAAAUGUGGUUAUUUGACUUAAGAAUUGCCCAUGUCAGUCAGCAGGUCAACUGACCUAAAUUAACCAAAAUCAGUUGAAAUAUUGUUAUAGAUUAUGAUUUGAUGAUCUAUUCAUCAAAACACUGGAGUUUUACAAGAAAUACACGGAUAUGUCUAUGGGUAGAAUAUGGGUUUCGAAUUAGUGAAGGGGUGAAUUGACCUGAACCCCAAUACAGAAAGAUAUAAUCCACUUUAAAAGAUUAACUAAAUAUAAGAAUAUAUUAUUAAUAAUCUAAAAAUAUAUAUAAUAAGAUGUAAAGUGUGUGUGUCUGAAGAAACUGUGUGAUGAAGUAAGGCAGCAUUAAAAAUGAACAAAAUUGUGGUCAUUUGAAUAGCUAAAACUGCAAAAUUUGAAUUGCUAUAGCUAUAAAUUGAUAUGUGUUUUUUUGUUUGUAACAGAUUGUUGCUCUGUGUGGAAAUGCUUUACACGUUCUGUUCUGUAUCACAUGUUUUUGUGGGAGCUGAAAGGUACCCUACCUUUGAGACUGCAAUUGUUUUAACAUGCCAUUAACCCCAUGUAUUAGAUUGUCUGGUAGUUUCAGCCCCCAGGAAAAAUCAGUCUCUGUUUCUUAGGAAAAGAAAGAUGUUAAAUACUCGUAACUGCUCUCCUCAAAAAUUAUUAUUGUGAUAAAAAAAUUGUGUUAUGUUUUAUAGCUCCUGUGUUUCACUGCAAGCCAUCACUUUUACAUUGUUUAUAUGUCAAUUUGUUCAAUAUUCUUUGGUUCCUUGUCAUAUGCAUGCUUCAUGUUUUAUUCAUUACAUAGAUUUUAGUAGAAAUCCCUGAUAAUUGUGAUGACAUAUGCAUAAAAUUUCAAAUUUUGUAAAAGUAAAACUGGCACAAUAAUUGAGUGGAUUUAUUUACAUCCUCAGAACAAUUAGUUUCAUUAUUUCAAAACACUGCAGUUUCUUUACAAGCAGCAGUUGCAGAUAGAUGAAUCACAAAAAUAUCCUUUCGGGUUUGUUUAUGUAAAUGAAGCUGGGGCCAGAAAUGUAAAAUGUGCUCACUGUCCCAUAUGUCUAAGGUGCUCUUGUGCAGCACAUGCAAAUCUUUCUGUAAUUGAUUGUAUACAACCCCAAAUAAAUGGAAAAGAACACAAAAAAAAA